AUGAACAAUUCAAAAUAUUAAACUUCACUUGCCAGGUAGCUUGAGUUAUUAACUCAAAAUGAAAAAGCUGCUUUAUUUUAUUUAUAAAAUGAUUAUAAUAAAGAAGAAUUAGUGAAGCUAGCAUUAAAUUUAUAGCAAACGAUCUUACAAGAGUAAAAUGAAAAAUUAAAUUUGCAGAAGUAAAUAAGUAACUUGAAGGCGACUUCUUAAGAAAGUGAAAUGAGCUAAUAAGGCAAAAUUGCAAUCAGUAAAUUUGAUAAGCUUUGUAUCGAAUAUGAGAGACUCUAUGAAGCGAAUUAAAAAAUUUCGAAAGAACAUUUAAUGAUAGAAGUCAAAAAUAAAGAAUUAAUUGAAUCCUUAAAGAAAUAAAAAGAUGAGGCUGAUAAAAGGCUAUUUAAAUAUCAAGAAGACAUUCUUAAAGCCUAAGAUCAAUAGAGAAUUCCAUUUCCUUAGAAUACUAAAUAUGAGUAGGAAUUUAAGAAAUUUACGGAGCAUUUUUUAAAUAUUUCAACCAAUUGCAGCAUCACUAGCGAUCUUUGUUAAAAAUUAAUUGAAAGUAAACAAAGAGGAUAGGAAGAAGUUGAGAUACUUUUGAGUAAAAUCGAGGGGAUAAAAGGAGUUAUAGAAGAUUUGAAUCAAUAAUAUGUACAUUUUAGGGCUAAGAAUAAAGUCACUGAUAUUUAGGUAGAUAAUGUAUUGAAAAAUCAUUAAAGUCUCCUACAAUUAAAUUAGAUGAUUAUGAAAAAUUUUUAGCAAAUUUUGAUUUAAAUGAAGAUUGAUUUCGAUAAAUAAGACAAGAAAAACUGGAUAUUAGAAUAAGAGGUUAUUAAAUUAAAAGAGUAUGUUAAAAAUAUAAGCGAAACCUGUUAGAAUUUGAUAGAUGAAAAUAAGGAAAUCCUUUAGUCCUUAAAGAGAGUAUAAAACCAAUUGAUUGACUAAGAGAACACUAAUAUAACAAUAAAUAGUUAUCAUAGGUUUAAAGAAACUUUAAAAUUGUUGAAUGAAGAAUUCUAUUAGAUUUUAUUACUGUUUAGUUCUUAAGGCUUAACUAUUUCAUAGAUGUAAUUGAGAUUUUAGAAUUAAUACGAUGUAAUUGCCAUAAUUGAUAAUUAAAAAUAAUUACUUCUAGGAAAUUCCCCUUCAAAUUGUGAAUAAUUAAUUUUAAUUUUGGAUAGGUUUAAGAACUUCUUUAACAGUCUCAAAUAAUACAUAGAUGAUUAAAAUUAACUCAUUGAUGUUUUCUAAAUUUAGGAUGACUUCUUUUCAUGUUAUGAAAAGGUGAUAAGAAAAUUAUCGGAGAAUGAAAAUCCUUAAUUGCAAUUAUGA
This is a messenger RNA of Paramecium tetraurelia, 1326 nucleotides long. RefSeq lists its product as uncharacterized. NCBI's taxonomy places the organism in Eukaryota, Ciliophora, Oligohymenophorea, Peniculida, Parameciidae. The transcript has 2 exons. The record is from RefSeq and is a predicted model, not a curated record.